This is a messenger RNA of Bombina bombina (fire-bellied toad), 11611 nucleotides long. RefSeq names its product sushi, von Willebrand factor type A, EGF and pentraxin domain containing 1 (gene SVEP1). The transcript has 51 exons. The record is from RefSeq and is a predicted model, not a curated record. Gene Ontology annotation, molecular function: calcium ion binding. The coding region runs from base 389 to 11461 and encodes 3690 amino acids. NCBI's taxonomy places the organism in Eukaryota, Metazoa, Chordata, Amphibia, Anura, Bombinatoridae.
AAGAGAGUGAGACACUGAACGCAAAGUAACGCAGGAACAAUAGAGAGGCAAAAAGAAAGGAAGAUAAAGGCUUGUUGUAACUGGACUCUUUCCUGUAAUCUUUUUGUUCUGCCUUGUUUUAAGAAUGGAAGAGGAGGGAAGGACAAUUCUACCUCUAACACACAGCACAUGAGCUGAGCAUGCAGCCAGCAGCUCUCCUUUGCUGUGUGAGGCUGAUCAUUGCACGCAUCUGCAGCAGGAUUUGGACACAAUAUUUGGAACCGUAUUAGGUUGGAUCAGACAGACUACAAAAAAAUUAUUUAACAAGCGGAGGAGGGUGGGAAACAAAGGAAUUAUUAGACUGCCAUAUUUCUCAAGAAAUAGGCAAUUGUUUCAAGACCAGGUGACAAUGCUGCUGCGCGUGGCUUCCCUUUGCUCCUGCCUGGCCUUGGUCUGCAGUUGGACAACCUUUCAUCACCCGGUCCCUGUCUACAGGAGUUUUAACUUUAGUUCUUUAUCUCAAGUUUUUCAGCUAACAGAGAACAAAAAGCAGCAGCCGCUGGAAGCAGCUGAAAAAGUGGAGAAGUUGGGACAGUAUUUCAAAAAGAACUUGAGAAGACUGAGAGAGAAAAGUCAGAACUUGGAUCUGGUGUUCCUGGUUGAUGAGUCCUCCAGUGUGGGACACUCUAACUUUGUCAAUGAGUUAAGGUUUGUAAAAAAGCUGCUUUCUGAUUUCCCAGUGGUACCCUCUGCCACAAGAGUGGCCAUAGUCACCUUCUCCUCUAAGACUAAUGUGCAGACUAGGGUUGACUACAUCUCAUCUAGGCAGCCUCACCAACACAAGUGUUCCUUGCUGAACAGAGAGAUCCCAGCCAUCACCUACAAGGGAGGAGGCACCUACACCAAAGGAGCGUUCCAGCAAGCAACGCAAAUAUUAAGGCAUUCUCGUAGUGAUUCUACCAAAGUUAUAUUUCUUAUUACGGAUGGGUAUUCGAAUGGUGGUGACCCAAGGCCUAUUGCUGCAAAUCUACGAGACCUUGGAGUGGAAAUCUUUACCGUUGGAAUAUGGCAAGGAAAUAUCCGAGAAUUACAUGACAUGGCAUCGCCCCCUAAAGAAGAACAUUGCUACCUGCUUAAUAGCUUUGCUGAAUUUGAAGCAUUAGCUCGACAUGCACUGCAUGAAGACUUGCCAUCUGGAAGUUACAUUCAGGAGGAUAUUUCACAUUGCUCCUACCUGUGUGAGUCUGGGAAGGACUGUUGUGAUGUCAUGGCGAGUUGCAAAUGUGGCACUCACACUGGCCAAUAUGAGUGCAUCUGUGAGAAAGGAUACUAUGGAAAAGGACUGCAGCAUGAGUGCACAGCUUGUCCAUCAGGAACAUAUAAGCCAGAAGGCUCCCCAGGUGGUGUGAGCACUUGCACAUCAUGUCCUGAUGAAAACCACACCUCUUCACCAGGCAGUACCUCAGUGGAUGACUGUGUUUGCAAGGAGGGAUAUGAAUAUGACGGUCAGAACUGUAAAGUUGUGCGCUGUCCUGUGCUACUUCCGCCUGAGAAUGGCAAUUUUAUCCAGGACAUCUGCAACAAUCAUUUUGACGCUGCUUGCGGAUUCCGGUGCAACACAGGCUAUGAUUUAGUUGGAAGCAAGAUUCGUCUUUGUAAGCCAGAUGGACAGUGGUCAGGUUCAGAAGCCACCUGUAGGGUUCGAAAAUGUCCAAAACUUUACAGCAUUGAUCACGGCAAGAUGAAUUGUUCAUCAUCCGAUAUAAACUACGGAACAGUUUGCCAUUUCACGUGUAAUGAAGGGUAUCAGCUAGAGGGAAACUCCAAGCUAUUUUGUCAGGGAACAUCACAAUGGGAUGCAAAGGAACCACGCUGUAAAGAAAUCCGAUGUCCAGCUUUUCAGAAACCUAAUGGUGUUUUGGUUUUCCCCAAACAUUGUGGAGACAAAUCAGCUGUCUAUGGAACUGUCUGCCAUAUGGGUUGUCACAGUGGCUUUGCAUUGUUUAGUAUAAGUAAAGAGGUGCGUUGUGCAGCCAAUGGAAAGUGGAGUGAAGAUGUCAACAAAGCUGUCUGUAGAGAUAUUGAGCCUCCUGAAAUAAUCUGUCCAGAAGACAUUCUUGCUGACAAUAUACAGCACCAGAAUUCUGCAGAAAUAAAUUGGAAAGUCCCAGAAGCAAAAGACAAUUCAGGUGAAGAGGUUUCUAUUCAGGUUUCUCCAGCUUUUAUACCACCCUACAUGUUUCCAAUAGGAGAAGUGUCUGUCACAUAUAUAGCAACAGAUCCAUCUGGCAACCAAGCGAGUUGUACAUUUAACAUCAAGGUCAUUGAUAUAGAUCCCCCUGUUAUUGACAGGUGCCGAUCACCACCACCAAUCCAAGCUACUGACAGUGAGCAAAGCGCAAUAUGGGAGGAGCCACAGUUUUCAGACAACUCUGGUUCCCCAUUAGUAAUAACCAAAACUCAUUCACCUGGAGAUCUCUUCCCUCAUGGUGAAACAAUUGUUCAAUAUACUGCUAUGGACCCAUCUGGAAACAGAAGAACCUGUGAGAUAAACAUCAUUAUCAAAGGUUCACCAUGUGAGAUUCCUUUUAAACCCCAGAAUGGGGAAUUUCUCUGCACCAAGGAUGAUGAAGGCAUAAACUGCACCUUACAUUGUAAGGAGGGCUAUGCUGUGGCUGAAGGAUUACACCAAAAUGUCUACUGCACUUAUAAUAAUGGUCAUUGGAAACCUACACAUACAACUGACUGGCCUGACUGCUCUUUAAAACGAUUUGCAAAUCAUGGCUUUAAAUCAUUCGAAAUGCUCUAUAAGGCAUCAAAAUGUGAUGACAGCAAUCUUCUUAAAGACUUUGCAGAUGCUUUUCAGAGUUCACUCGGUAAAAUGGUUCCAUCAUUUUGUAGUGAUGUUGAUGACAUUGAUUGUCAACUUGAGAACGAGCACCAAAGGCAGUGCCUUGAAUACAAUUAUGAUUAUGAAAAUGGAUUUGCAAUUGGACCGGGCGGGUGGGAUGCUGCCAAUAGGCUGGACUAUUCUUACGAUGAUAUUUUUGAUGUCGCAGAAGAAGAAAUAGCAGAAAAGCCUUUGUCCGAUGCCAGCUACACAGCACCAGCGCGGGUUAAAAGGCGCACAGGGCUCAACAUCCCUAUGACAGAUCAGAAAGUUAAAUUUAUUUUUAAUAUUACAGCAAGUGUACCUUUACCAGACAGAAGAAAUGACACAAUGGAAUCAGAGAACCAGCAACGUCUCCUUAAAACUUUAGAAACAAUAACAAACAGGCUAAAGAGAACUCUUAAAAAGGAACCACUCUAUUCUUUCCAGUUUUCAUCAGAGAUGAUAAUUGCUGAUACCAAUUCUCUGGAAAGUGGAAGAGCUGUUCUGUUUUGUCGACCAGGCUCCAUGUUAAAAGGGCGCAUGUGUGUUAACUGCCCAAAAGGGACAUAUUACUCCUUGGAACAUAACACAUGUGAAAGUUGCUGGAUUGGUUCCUAUCAGGAUGAUGAAGGUCAGAUGGAUUGUAAAAGUUGCCCUGCGGGCACUUAUACUGAAUACCUUCAUUCAAAGCGGCUGUCUGAAUGCAAAGCUCAGUGUAAGCCAGGAACCUACUCAUCAAAUGGUCUUGAAACGUGUGAAUCAUGUCCAUAUGGAACUUAUCAAUCAGCCUUUGGAUCUAAGUUUUGUACCACGUGUCCAAAAGGAAUGUCUACAAUUAAGAGAGGAUCAGUGGAUGUCUCAGAAUGUGGAGUUCCCUGCCAUGCAGGUGAGUUCUCCCGCUCAGGAUUGCGACCAUGUUACCCUUGUCCUAGAGACUACUAUCAACCUGACCAUGGAAAAUCUUACUGUCUGUCAUGCCCGUUUCAUGGAACAACUACCACAAAUCGAGCUCGAUCAAUAACUGACUGUUCAAGCUUUGGCUCCAGCUUCUCGGCAGCUGAGGAAAGUGUAAUGAUUCCCAUUUCUCCAGAAAAUGUCAACAGCAAAUACAGAGUCAGCAGUCAGAUUUUUAAUGAAUGCUUUCUAAACCCAUGCCAAAAUGGUGGAACUUGCAAACAGGUUGGAAGUGGAUAUAUUUGCACAUGCACUAAAGGCUACACAGGUGCAAAAUGUGAAACGGAUAUUAAUGAGUGCAGCUCAUCUCCUUGUAAAAAUAAAGGAAAAUGUGUGGAUGGUGUUGGGGAGUUCAAAUGCCAAUGUGUCUCUGGAUAUUCAGGUCUCCUGUGCGAAGAAAAUAUAGAUGAGUGCAGCUCUAAUCCUUGUUUAAAUGAUGGAAUCUGCAUUGAUGAAAUCAAUUUCUAUCGCUGUCAAUGUGCAAAUGGAUUUCUUGGUUCACAAUGUGAAAUAGAAAUUGAUGAAUGCUUAUCAAGGCCUUGCUUAAAUAACGGUGUCUGUGAAGAUCAGAAAGCGGAUUUCCAUUGUCUGUGUCCUCUUGGAUAUACUGGCAAAAUAUGUCAGGAAAAUAUUGAUGAAUGCCUGAGCAGGCCAUGUAAAAAUGGGGCAUCUUGUGCUGAUGGUAUCAACAGCUUCAGAUGUCAUUGUGUGGAGGGCUUUAUUGGGCACCAAUGUGAAAUGAAUGUCGAUGACUGUGAAUCUAGUCCGUGCCUGAAUAAUGCUACUUGUAUAGAUGGUUUGAAUUCGUACAUCUGUAAAUGUCUACCAGGAUUUUCUGGCAGCAGGUGUGAAACAGAACAAUCCACUGGAUUUAACUUGGAUUUUGAAGUAUCUGGUAUAUAUGGAUAUGCCUUGCUCGACAAUGUCAUGCCAACUCUUAGUGCUAUAACCUGUGCAUUCUGGAUGAAUUCAUCAGAUAUGUUCAAUUAUGGAACACCAGUAUCUUAUGCAGUUGAAAAUGGCAGUGAUAAUACAUUCCUUUUGACAGAUUAUAAUGGGUGGGUACUUUAUGUCAAUGGAAAUGGGAAAAUAACAAAUUGUCCCUCAGUGAAUGAUGGAAAAUGGCAUCAUAUUGCAGUUUCAUGGUCAAGUACAGAUGGAUCUUGGAAUGUUUACAUUGAUGGAAAUCUAUCAGAUAAUGGAAAUGGCUUAUCAGAGAGAACAAGUAUACCUGGUGGUGGUGCAUUAGUUCUUGCCCAGGAACAAGAUCAGAGAGGCGAAGGGUUUAAUCCGGCAGAAUCUUUUGUGGGAUCAAUCAGCCAGCUCAAUAUAUGGGAUCAUGUGCUGUCUCCAGUUCAGGUGAAGUCAUUAGCUACUUCAUGCCCAAAUGAACUUCAAAGAGGAAAUGUAAUAGCGUGGGCUGAUUUUAUUCCUGGUGUUGUUGGAAGAGUAAAGAUUAACCACAAAAGCAAGUUCUGUUCAGAAUGCCCUGUCUUGGAGGGAUCUUCUCCUCAUUUGCACACCUCCACCAGCGACCGUAAGCCAGGUUCAAAGAUUAGUCUGUUUUGUGACCCAGGCUUUCAGAUUGUAGGAAAUUCUGAACUACAUUGUCGUAAUCUGGGAGAGUGGGACCAGCCACUUCCACGUUGUGAAAGAAUCAGCUGUGGCGUACCACCUCGCCUAGAAAAUGGCUUUUAUAAUGCUGAAGACUUAUUUGCUGGCAGCACAGUAACUUAUCAAUGUAAUGCUGGUUACUAUUUGCUGGGAGACUCAAGGAUGUUUUGUACAGACAAUGGAAGCUGGAAUGGAAUUUCCCCAUCAUGCUUAGAUAUUGAUGAAUGCGCAGUAGCAUCAGAGUGUGAUGCACAUGCUUCUUGUCAAAAUACAAAUGGAUCCCAUAUAUGUACUUGUAUUCCACCCUAUAAGGGUGAUGGGAAAAAAUGUGUUGAACCUAUGAAGUGUAAUGAUCCUGGUGAGAUAGAAAAUGGAAACUAUUCUGUUACCAGUUUUUUUGUUGGAAGCGAAUUAGGUUUUUCAUGUAACAUGGGUUAUAAUUUGAUUGGAAGACUAAGCUUGACUUGCUUGGAGUCUGGUGAAUGGAGUGAUGUAAUACCGUACUGCCAAGCUAUAUCUUGUGGCAAACCACCUGCCCCAGAUCAUGGUGACAUUGUUGGACUCAAUUUCACAUAUGGAGAGACAGUGACAUUCAGAUGUAAUGAAGGGUAUACUUUAGUUGGUAAUGAAGAUACAUUGUGCCUUGCUAAUGGUUCUUGGAGCUGUGGACCUCCUUCUUGUGAAUCAGUGAUAUGUUCUAAACCGAAGGAUAUUGAUAAUGGUCAAUAUAAACUAAGUGGAGUAACAUUUGCAUCUUCAGCAUUAUAUGAAUGCAACACUGGAUACAGCUUGAGGGGCCCUUCAACUUUGACCUGUGAAGCUUCAGGAAAGUGGAGUGAUGAAUCUCCUUCCUGUCAGCUGGUAACCUGUGGAUCUCCACCUAAUGUUAAACAGGCAAUCGCUACUGGAGACAACGUCACAUUUGGAAAUGUAAUAAGUUACAUUUGUAAUGAAGGAUAUACAUUAGUUGGACCAAAAAACAUCAGUUGCUUGUCCUCUGGAAAAUGGAGUGAAAGUCCCCCUCAAUGUAUGGCUGUGUCUUGUGAUGAACCCCCAAAUGUUGAUCAUGCUUCUCCAGACACACUUCAUCGGCUUUUUGGAGAUACUGCUUAUUACUAUUGUUCUGAUGGAUAUAACUUGGCUGAUAAUUCCAUAAUGUUGUGCAAUGCACAAGGUAAAUGGGUACCCCCUGAUGGUGAAAAAAUACCCAGAUGCAUAGCUGAUUUCUGUGAGAGGCCUUCAGCUGUUGCAUACAGUAUUUUGGAAUCCAUCAGCAAAUCAAAAUAUGCUUCUGGCUCUACUGUCAGCUUUAAAUGUAUGGAAGGAUUUGUGCUUAACACAUCUGCUAAAAUUGAAUGUAUAAGAGGUGGACAGUGGAUCCCUUCACCUUUAGCUAUCCAGUGUAUACCAGUUCGAUGUGGAGAGCCAUUGAGUAUUACAAAUGGCUAUGUCAUUGGAACUAAUUAUAGUUUUGAUGCAGUUGUGGCUUAUAGCUGUAAUAAAGGAUUUUACAUAAAAGGGGAGAAGAAAAGGAUCUGUCAGGCGUCUGGGGAAUGGAGUGGUCAUUUACCAACAUGCAAUCCUGUGUCUUGUGGAGAACCACCGCAAAUUGAAAAUGGAAUUGUGGAGAUAAAAACUGGACUUGUGUUUGGAAAUGAGGUAACUUAUCACUGCAAGCCUGGCUAUAAAUUAAUUGGAAGUCCCUUACGAGUAUGUCAAGCCAAUCGUCACUGGUACAGUGAGUCACCACCAUCUUGUGUUCUUCUUAGUUGUGAGAAACCACCAUCAAUAAAACACGGUUAUGUAAAAGGAGAUAAGCUUGAAGUAGGUUCAAAAAUUGAAUUUUUAUGUGAUGAGGGCUAUGAACUCACUGGAGAUACCAGUUGGAUUUGUCUGAAAAAUGGAAAGUGGGAUAAAAAACAAAUGCCAACUUGCAUGCCAUCAAAAUGUCAGGAACCACCACUGUUAGAAAACCAUCUGGUAUUGAAAGAGGUGGCAAAUGAAGUAGGCAUUGUGAGAUUCUCUUGUAAAGAAGGUUAUGCAUUACAUGGCUCCUCAGUUUUGAAAUGUUUGCCCUCACAACAAUGGAAUGAUUCAUUCCCAGUAUGCAAAUUGAUUCUUUGUCCCAAACCUCCAUAUAUUCCAUUUGGAGAUAUAAGUUCAGUCUCAUCUCUUCACUUUGGUAGUAAAGUAAAAUAUUCUUGUAUGGAUGGAUUUCUGCUCAAAGGGGUAUCUGAGAUAAUUUGUAAUUCUGAUGGUAUGUGGAGCACAGAGCGCCCAUAUUGCAUUCCAGUAGAAUGCCCUCAACCAGAUGAGAUUUUGAAUGCAAUUGUAGACGUGCAAGGGCUUACCUAUCUUAGCACAGCACUUUACACCUGCAAACCUGGAUUUGAAUUAAUAGGAAAUGCAACUUUGAUUUGUGGAGAAGAUGGUUAUUGGUUGGGUGGAAAGCCAGUAUGCAAGCCCACAGAAUGUCCACCAGCUAAAGAAAUUGCAAAUGGUAGGUUUUCCUACCAAAGCCUUUAUUAUGGCCAAAUUAUUACCUAUACAUGUAAUAGAGGAUUCAAAUUGGAAGGACAACCUGUUUUAACCUGUCUUGAGACAAGAAACUGGGAUGCUGAUACUCCAUUUUGUAAGGAAAUAACCUGUGACCCUCCUCAGGCAAUAGAUAAUGGCUUUGUGGAAGGUGCUGACUAUAGCUAUGGUGCUACAAUUAGUUACAGUUGUAUGCCAGGAUUUCAGUUAAGUGGCCUUGCUAUGCAAACCUGUGAAGACUCUGGUUGGUCUAGUUAUACUCCCAUGUGUCUGCAAAUAGAUUGUGGUCUCCCACCAUUUAUUGACUUUGGUCAGUAUACUAAAAUCAGAUAUGAAGAAAAUAGAUAUUCGGAGGUUGAUAUAUUUAACAUUCCAAAUAAUAUUUUAACAUCCAUAACAGAAACUAGUAAUACAAAACAUGAGAAUUCUUCAUUUAAUGAAUUCAAUGGUGAACUUUCAGAUUAUUUUUAUGGAACACAUAUUUUAUAUACAUGUAACAAUGGUUAUGAAGUUCUUGGGACACCAGUAUUAACUUGCCAGGAGGAUGGAAGUUGGAAUGGAAGUGCCCCAGUAUGCCAACCAAUUGAAUGCAAUAUGCCUUUGGUUCCUGAAAAUGGUAAAAUAAAUUAUAUUGAUAAAACACUUAGUAGUUUUGUUAAUUAUGAGUGUAAUCCAGGCUAUGAAUUAAUUGGCUCAAAUACUAGUCUAUGUCUCAGUAGCAAAAAAUGGAGUCAUGAAACUCCUCAUUGUGCAAUUAUAUCAUGCAAACCACCAAAUGCAAUUCUUAAUGGAUAUAUAGAUGCUUCUAAUUACACAUAUAUGAGUGUUGUAAAUUAUAAAUGUGAGUUAGGAUAUAAAAUUGAUGGUUCAGCCAAAAGAACAUGCCAAAAGAACAAGCAGUGGGAUGGUGAAGAACCAAUCUGUAUUAUUAUUUCUUGUGGACAACCUUCAGCCAUUUUAAAUGGCCAAGUAAUAGGAAAUAAAUAUACUUAUGGAAAACAAGUAGAGUAUCAAUGCAAUGAAGGCUUUGAACUUAAUGGGGAGAAAGUUAGAACUUGUCUUGAGAAUGGGGACUGGAGUGUCAGCAUGCCAUUUUGUUCAGCAAUUAAAUGCAGUCCACCCCUCACAAUUACUUAUGGUGAAGUUAUUGGAACAGAAUAUGGGAUUGGGAAAGAAAUACACUAUAAAUGUAAUGAAGGAUAUAAACUAAAUGGGUCACCAAAACUAACUUGUUUAAUUGAUGGUACUUGGGAUUCAAAAGCUCCACUAUGUGAACUGAUAUAUUGUGGACCUCCUGAAGAUAUUUCCCAUGGAUUUUUAAAUGGCUCUAAAUUUAGUUAUAAAGAAUUUAUACAAUAUAUUUGUUUUCCUGGUUUUGAGAUGCAUGGAAGUUCAUCACGGCAGUGCCUAGCUAAUGGACUAUGGAGUGGGAGUCCUCCUACAUGUGUAUCUUGCGAAUGCCCGCCUCCAGUUGUUCAGCAUGGAAUUGUCAUUGGAGAGGAUUUUACCUGUGGUCAGAAAAUUAAUGUUAAGUGCAAUGAAGGCUACACACUGCUUGGGCCCUCUGAGCUAGGUUGUCUCUCUGCAGGUUCAUGGAAUUCUGGCUUCCCUCUCUGUACAAAGGUAGCAUGUGGCCCUCCACCUGAAAUUCCAAAUGCUUUUAUUAAUGGAAGCAGUUUAAGCAAUGAGAAUGCAAUUCAAUAUAGCUGUGUGAAAGGCUACGCUAUGCAAGGAAAAUCAGAAUUAUUAUGCACUCAAGAAGGUGAAUGGAGUAAACCUUACCCUAACUGCUAUUUACUUUCUUGUGGACAACCACCAAGUGUUUUAAAUGCUGAAGCAAUAGGAGAUUUCAAUACGUAUGGAAGCACAGUCUCUUACAGAUGUCAAGAUGGCUAUAUGAUGAAUUCUGAAGAGUGUGCAAAAACUUGUCUGGUUGAUGGAUUUUGGUCUUCAGAGGACAUUUCCUGUAUUCCUAAAAAAUGUUAUAUACAAGGAAAUCCAAUAAAGUUUAUAGUUACUAAAACAGAAUAUUAUAUUAAUGAUACAAUAAAAAUAUUGUGCAAAGAUGGCUAUAAACGGUCUGGAGCAAGCACUUCAACUUGUAUGAGUGAUGGCACCUGGCUACCUCCCUUUUCAGAUGAUGUAUGUAAUCCUUUGUUAUGUGCAAAACCAAAAGCCCCAGAACAUGGAGUAGUACUUGGAUCAGGAUACCAAUAUAAAGAUACAGUUCUAUAUCACUGUAAUACAGGAUAUGAAAUAAAUGGUUCUACUGAACGAGCGUGUCAAUCGGAUGGAACCUGGAGUGGAUUAGAACCUCAGUGCAAAAGGAUUUCCUGCGAGCCUCCAGAAUUUCUAGAGAAUGGAAUAAUUGAUGGUGAUAGCUAUUUGUUUGGAGAUGAAAUUCAUUAUAGUUGCAAACCAGGUUUUGAACUUCAAGGACCCAGUCGUAGAGUUUGCCAUGUGGACAGACAAUGGAUUCCACCCUCUCCAACGUGUGUGAGCGUCACAUGUGAGCCUCAUCCAUCUAUAGAAAAUGCUAUCUCAAUUUCAAAUGGAAUCACAUACAAAAGUAAUGUCACCUAUGUAUGCUAUUUUGGUUAUCAGCUUGUUGGACCACAGAACGUGACAUGUCUUGCCAAUGGAACUUGGAGUAUGCCUUUGCCAGCAUGUAGAGAAACAAAAUGUGAAGUGCCAGAUAAGAUAGAAAAUGGACAUAUUAUGUUUGAAAAUACCACUGCUAGAAUCCUUGUAAAAUACCAGUGCAAUGAUGGAUACGAGCUUGUUGGAGAACCGCUUGCUGAGUGCACUACAUUUGGUCACUGGAGCCACCCUAUACCUGUUUGCAAACCAAAUCCAUGCCCUGUGCCAUUUGUUAUUCCUGAGAAUGCUGUACUGGCAGAAACAGAUUUCUUUGUUGGUCAGAAAGUAUCCAUCAAAUGUCGCGAAGGCUAUCAUCUACAAGGUCAACCUGUCAUAACAUGCCGUGCUGAUGAAACAUGGACGGAUACGGAUGCAAAAUGUGAAAAAAUUUCUUGUGGUCCAGCUAUUUAUGUACCAAAUGCAAUGGUUCGAGGUACAUACCAUCAUUAUGGUGACAUGGUGACAUAUUCUUGCUACAGUGGAUACAUGUUAGAAGGAUCCUUCAGAAGUGUUUGUUUAGGAAACCGGACAUGGAGUGCUCCGCCAACCUGUAAAGCUGUAUGCAGAUUUCCUUGCCAGAAUGGUGGAGUUUGUGAAAGACCCAAUGCAUGUUCAUGCCCAGAAGGUUGGAUGGGCCGUCUAUGUGAAGAACCAAUCUGCAUUCUUCCAUGUCUUAAUGGAGGUCGAUGUACAGCUCCAUACAAAUGUAAUUGCCCAAAUGGGUGGACAGGAGUUCGUUGUCAUAUUGCUGUUUGCCAAUCCCCUUGUUUAAACGGUGGUAAAUGUAUAAGGCCAAAUCGAUGCCAAUGUCCUCCAAGCUGGACAGGACCUGACUGCUCCAGAAAAAGAAGAAAUGGAUUUUUUUAAUUGCAAAUGAAAUGCCUUACAACUGAUAAAGCAUGUCCUUCUGAAGAUCAUCUGGGGUGCAGAUUUAAUUGAAAUUUGAGUAUUAUAAUGUGAUAUAUUUUCUUAUGCUUUUACAUUUUUCAAUAAAUCAUCCUUAUUUUCAUAUGCAAA